AUGUCGAACUCGGACCUUAUCAAGGGUAAGCCAUUUUAUUAGGACAAAGAACAGUUGAGCAAAAACCAAAAACUUUGAAAUUCGAUAUUUACACUCUUAUACUUUUGAACUCCCAAUCGAACAAAGCUCGAACAUCUAAAGCUUCUUGAGACUACGGUAGUUUUUCUUGUCAAAGUCACCAAGUACCAAAUAGUACCGAUUCCGAUCUAGAUAAGAAGGUACAGAGUCUCUAGGUCAUUCGUAGACUACUACAAUGCCCUUCUUCGUGUACCAUUGGAUGCCUUUCACCUUCUUCUUCUUCUUCUUCUUCUUCUUCUUCUUCUUCUACCUCAGCUUCUUGUUUCACCUUCAAACUGACCACUCUCUGAUGAUACGUAUCUCAAUUCCCAUCACUCUGCGUCUCUUCCUCUCGCCCGCUCUUUCUCUCUCUCUCAAAAAGUGCAUCUUCUCAUUUUCGUUUUUCGGCACUCCUCCCCGUGCCCUCGCCGACCCACAAACCCGUUUUCAUCGUUUUUCUGUGUUGGUUUUGUUUCUUUCUUCGUAGGUUAUUUAGUAAGUGAGCAAUGAAAUGAGCACAGUUUUUUUUUGAAAGUAAGGAAAGAGGAAAGCGCUUUGUUUGAGUGUAAUUUGAGCGUUCGUGGCGAAAUUUUUGAUCUAGGAAGUUGUGUUAUGCACUCUAACUCAUCAGACAUGUUUUUGUAUGGGAAAACAAGUCCUGAUAGUUGUGAAAUAAGCAAACUUCUGCGCAGAUAGUGCAACCGAAUGAUCUCUUGAUUCACAUGAAAAAACUCUAACUUUCUGUACUCAAUUGUAUAAUUUCAGGCGAGUACGACUUGUCGAACGCAGAGAACUUUAACAUCAUCCAAUUCCUGCGCGACAACGACGCCGAGUACGAGACAACCGAAGAGGACGGAUCGAUGGUCUCGCCGACGUCUUCGGCCGGCUCCAUGCAGAACAACAAUAACAACAACCGCGGAGCCCAGCUGAUGCUUCAACAUCCGCGACAGCCUCCGAAUCCCAAUGCCACCGCCAUUUUCUCGGUAAGAACGCGCGUUCAAUUGCGCAAGCGGUCGUAAUUGACUGAUUGAUAAGGAAGCGACGGGGAGGGAAUGCGACAGAAAAGCCUUGAGAAGACGAAGAAAAAGAGAGAUUCGAAUGGGAUAACCUUGAGCUUUCACUUCUCUUGUCUACUCAAGAAGAUUCGCUUUGGCUUUGCAGAAAGGGUUUGCAUCUUGAGAAGGGACAGAAUACAGUAGAUUUAAAGGGGCGGAACUUUCUUAUUAGCAUUCUCAAUAAAGUCUAGCUUACACUGUUCUUCCUAAAUAAAUCAUCCACUAUUUCAGUCGCGUCGUCUCCCGGACUCCCCGCCGAUGACCGAUCUGUGCGGCAAUGCCUCUUCGGCCUCCUCCUCCUCGCACCACUCCGAUCCAAUGUUCUCUCCCAACGAGUUCAACAGCUACAAUGGCGCCAACAACAACCCGGGCAUGAUCCUGGGGGUCCAUGGAAUACCCCCCAACAUUCCUCAACAAGCCCAGCAGCGAGCAAUGAUGGCUCAGCAGCAACAGCAGAAUCAGAAUCAAUUCUGGAGCCAGAACAACGGACAGAACCAGAACCAGCCGCCAAACUCUCAAAUGCAGGCUAUGAAGGUGUCGCCGCCGUACUCGGGAACCAUCGAGAAUCUGUACAACAUGCUCCAAGGCAACGACAACGGAAUGGCGAGCCCUGUGCUCGAUGAGCCGUCGAACAGGAAGAGAAGUCGGAUGGAUACUCCAUGUGAGACGCCGCGCAAUCUGCAGAACUUUGUGCAGAACAUGGGCGCCGACGCCUUCGGGGACGAGAACUACAACCAUCAGCAGGCAAUCAAGUUCUCAAAGUUCCAGGAGGAGCAGUGGAACAGCCUCUACGACAUCAACGGACGCGAAUUGCAGCAGCUUCAAGUGCACGUGGUCGCCGACAAGGGAUUCAACUACAGCAACACGGACAACUGCUUCGUGAACCAGAAGAAGAACCACUUCCAAGUGUCUGUCCACGUGGAGGCUUCUGAUUCGAUGCCGCCCAAGUACGUGUCCUACAACAACACCCUCGUCCCGAUCCGUGACUUCAAACUGGCUUUCUGUGGAGUCAAGGCCGAGAUGACGACGUCUGAAAUCUGCAUUCGCCAGUCUCGCGCCGAUCGAAGACCACACCCUCACACGCCAGUGCUCUUCGAGAUUCAAGAACGGCGAAUGACCAAAGUGACAGUACCACGUCUUCAUUUCUCGGAGACCACCCUCAACAAUCAGCGAAAGAAGUUCCGAUCGAAUCCAGAGCAGAAGUACUUCCUUCUCGUUGUGCGGCUCUUCGCCAGCAUUGGAGACGAGAGUGUGCUCAUUCAAUCGUAUGGCUCCGAGAAGGUCAUCGUGCGAGCAACCAACCCGGGAAGUUUCGAGCCUCCAGAUUCGGACGUCGCCUGGCAGAGAAACGGAGGAGCACUGUUCACUGCAGGAGCAGUCGCGAUCGGAACCGACCGACCAGUUGAGACCGCUCGUUUGACAGUGGCCGGAGACAUUUACACGAGCGGAAGAAUCAUAAACCCAUCCGAUAUCCGACUGAAGGAGGCCAUUUCCGAGAAGGAGACCGCAGAAGCCGUCGAGAAUCUGCUCAAACUCCGAGUCGUCGACUACCGAUACAAACCAGAAGUGGCCGACCAUUGGGGACUGUCGGAGAGCCAACGCCAAAGGACCGGACUGAUUGCUCAGGAGCUCGCAGAAGUACUCCCGGACGCCGUGCGCGACAUCGGAGACUACUUCACAAUCGACGAGUCGCGGGUGUUUUACGAAACCGUCAUGGCCACGCAGCAACUGUGCCGAAUGACCGGCGACCUGGACCACAAGAUCGACGACAAGGUCGAGGAGAUCAGCAAGAGACUGUCGGAGUACGCGCGGAGGAAGAAGCUCGCCAGCUCGAUGGGCUCCAACCUGAACGGAGACAACAAGAGCCUCUCGUUCUCCCGCUGCUCGCUUGCUUCCACCGUCACCAAUGCCACGAAGAAGGAGAAGAAGAGUAAGAAACGGCAGGCGAUCAAGGCGGCGCAGUCCUGCGGGAACAAGAUGAGCCAGGGGACCAUCGUGACCCUCGUCUCCAUCAUGGCCGCCUGCCUGCUCGCAAUGUCCGCUCUUUACGUGCUCGAUUGGCACAACAGAAACUACGGAUAUCAUCAGAACUACGAAGUGCCCGGAUCCGCGAAGGGAGAGCCCGCCAAUCUCGUUGUGUCUCCUUGUAAGUUUCCAGACUCCGCGAGCUGUGUCAUCUGCUCCGUUUCAGCCGACUACAUGCCCUCAUUCCAACCCGACGCCCCCAUUCUACUCGACCAAUGCUUCAAUCCCACUUGCAAAACGUUCUGCUGCACGGACCAGCCGCCCGUUGUGGAGGAUUCCGGAGCCAUUGCCACACAUGUAAGCCCCUUUUCUCCUUUUCUCUGGAACAUCUUCUAAUAUCAAUUGUUUUCAGGGCCUUCACAACGGCGAAGAGAUCAUUCCGCCAGCUCAGCCGGCGGUCAACAAGACUGCCGGAAUCGCGAGAGCUCCAGUCUUGGAGCACGUUGCAUUCGGAACUGGCGUCGAGAUCAGACUCCCCGCGUUGAAUGUGACUCUGGAUCAGAGAUACUGUAUCGAGCGAAGCUGCAACAAACGGAAAGGAAUCUUCAAUGUCUACGUGCCAGUCUCCAGAUACUUCCCCGAGCAGGCUCUUGAAGUUGAGAUCAAGUAAGAGAGUUCCCCUAACAUUUGAAUCGAUUCCAACCGUAUUCUUUUCAGCAUUCCAAUUUCCAAAGUGAUCAGCAACUGCGGAGCCCUGCCAGAGUUCAACCACAAAGUGUGCCCAUUAAGCCGCACCCAACAGAGCUCCACCGAGUUUCCGACCUCGAACCGCGUCUUCGACAACAUGUUCGAGCUCUCGAUGGGCACUUUCAUCCAAUCGGCCUACCGCUUCCGCGUCGGCUACUCCACCGAGAGCUGCUUCAGUGACGAGGCGAACGGACUUUACGAGGAGUACAAUCUCAUCUUCUACCGCAUGUGUAAGCUGUCAUUCAGUAAUCGCUCAAGACAUUCAAUUCUUUCAGGCACUCUAUCAACUUCAUAA
Messenger RNA from Caenorhabditis sp. 36 PRJEB53466, 4119 nucleotides. The record is from the annotation of a GenBank genome assembly. NCBI's taxonomy places the organism in Eukaryota, Metazoa, Nematoda, Chromadorea, Rhabditida, Rhabditidae.